Messenger RNA from Guillardia theta CCMP2712, 1125 nucleotides. RefSeq lists its product as hypothetical. Lineage: Eukaryota; Cryptophyceae; Pyrenomonadales; Geminigeraceae. The record is from RefSeq and is a predicted model, not a curated record. The coding region runs from base 1 to 1125 and encodes 374 amino acids. The transcript has 11 exons.
AUGUCGGGGCAAGGGCGUAGGGGAGGGCAUGGCGGGAGGGCCAAGAGGGCAUGGCUGACUGUGAGGGAUGCGAGGGGCGAGGCCAUGGAGGAGGAAGAGAGUCUCCAGCAGAGCUGUCUUCGGCAACAUGCCAUUGACAAGAGGAUCGAUGACUUUCUCGUGCGAGGGGGAGGGCAGGGUCGCUGCAUGAAUCUCUGGAACUGGGAGGAAAGCUCGUUCAGGUCGAGGUUGAGGAGGAGGUGGCUGCGGUGCUCCAUCCGCUACACAUACACAGCACCUCAAUCAAGGCACGAGCAGCCAGGCGCAAGCUCUGCUCGAGACCCUCCACCCUCCGAUGUUCGAAACGUCGAGGGCGUUAGUGCUGAUGGCAAGGAGUCUCCUGCUGCUUCUACUUCCAUGCUGUCCAGAACCUUCACGCCUAGAAAGACAAUAUCUGAGAGAAUCUGGGGCGCCUACCUUGACGCGCCCAGACCCAAGCCAUGCAAGAAGGAGGUGGACGAAGCCUUCGCGUUCCUCAAGAAGGUGGAGACUCCUCUGCUGAAGAAGGGGUGCAUGACAGCGGUGGAUUGCUGUAGCGGACAUGGACUCUUCGGUCUGCUACCUCAAGUCGCGCAAGUGAAGUUCGCCGAGGGCGACAUAGCAGAGACGCUUCCUGCUCUCCUCGACUCUCAAGCUCCUUCGCAUGAAGCCAGGCAAGGGGUUCGUGUGUUUGCCAUCCAUGCCUGUAACUACCUCACUGAUGUGAUCAUGGACGCGUGCGUGGAGAGGAGCGUGUCGUUUGCUGUCAUGCCGUGCUGCCAUGCCGAUCGCUUCAACGGCCGCGUCCGCCAUGCUGCCAGCCUCCUCGAGGUUCCGCUCGCGCACUUCGUUGACAUCGCGAGGAUUGGCUCGUUGCAUGUGAGUCUGCGAAUGGUCCCCGCGACCGUCACGCCGGAGAAUCGGGUCAUCAUCGCCAACCCGAGGGAAGGGGAGGGAGGUGAUCGCGGGAGGUUCGACGCCAGGGAGCACGAGGCACUGAAGGAGGUCCUCGCGCUGCCUGCACUUGUCUCUCCCUCACAACGUCUCAGCGCGCUCGCAUCCUUCACGGAGUCAAACCUUCACGCCUGCUUGACUCAGUCAGUCUAG